AAGGAGCAGGGAGUCGGAGUGGGCCAGCAGAGGCAGCAGACAGGGGGGUCAGAGCAGCCCAGAAAAGUCGGCGGUCUGCACGGAGAGGACCAAGAAGGGGAUAAAAAUCACAGACGCACGAAGAAGAAAAUAUCGAGUUUAGGGUGGUAGGAUCGGUGACCCCCCCGCCCCCCCCUAGGUUUAGAGAAAAGACACAAGCUGGGAGCAUAAAAAGAAGAAGAAGUAAGAAGAAGUAGGCAGGGUGGGACGGAAUAAUCCAGGAAGUGUGGAGGCCGGUCAGGUGGGAGGCGACGACUCUGCGCAGGUGACACACCGGCUCUCAGGUGUAUGACCUCUGCUGACCUCUGGGCAAAGAAACAAAAGAGGAGGAGGGGCGAGCGAGAGGCAGAAGACAGCAGGCCCAUCUUCUCCUGGGUUUAUGGACUGGAGGUGGCAAUGUCUCCAGGAGAGGACGGUCUGAUUGGGAUCCCCUUCCCGGAGCACAGCAAUGAGCUCUUGUCCCACCUGAAUGACCAGAGGAGAGCAGGGCUCCUGUGUGACCUCACUCUAACGUCACGCGGUGCACGUUAUCCGACUCACCGCUCCGUAAUGGCCGCCGUCAGCCUCUACUUUCGCCAGCUGUUCGGGGCAGAGGAGGGGGGCGGCGAGGGCGGGGGAGGUUUCAGUGUGUGCCAGCUGGACUGCGUGGCCCCCGACGCCCUGGACGCCCUGCUGGAGUUCGCAUACACUGCCACCUUGACCAUCCCCAGUUCUGGAAUGAGAGAUGUGUUGCGAGGGGCUCAGCUUCUGGGCAUCCAGUGUGUGGCUGAUGCAUGCAGGGACAUCCUGGGGGAGACGGCGGAGGCAGAGGGGGAGACGGCAGAGGAGCAGAGAGCCCCACACACAGCCACUGAGGGGACUGCACAGGGAGAGAUCGGGAUAAUGAAAGGGUCUCGAAGAAAAACAGACAAAAAGAAGGUGAAAAAAGUGGGGUCGCAUCACACCAACUCUUCUGUUUUGAACCCUCCAUCUGCUUCUCCCGUCUCGCAGCCUUCUCCUGCAUCCGACAGCUUCCACUCCCUGCCAUCUACCCAACCACCCAGCCCAGAACAGGAGGAGCUUCACCACAAAUCUGGACAGAACGGAGAUCCCAGUGUGAUGAUCAGAGAGUCAGGGAGAGGAGCCAAAGCAAACGGAGGGCUCCUCCACUGGCUCCAUGAGCGCCCCCGUAUAGCUCACCCACCUCCUGUCCCACCCUUGCAUGACAAGCUGUCAGAGGAUGAUGACAUGGAGAGUUUUGGUGACGAUGGUAUGCUGAUGGGAAGCACUUCCAUACCUACCUCUGUAGCUGAUCAGGGAGUACCGCCAUCAGCAGCGGGAGGUGGGAGGAAGAGGAAGUCUCAGACGCCCCAGCAGUGUCCUGUUUGUCAGAAGAUCAUCCAUGGUGCGGGAAAACUGCCCCGACACAUGAGGACACACACUGGAGAGAAGCCCUUCCAGUGCUCUGCCUGCGGAGUCCGUUUCACCCGGAAUGAUAAAUUGAAGAUCCACAUGAGGAAACACACAGGCGAGCGCCCCUACCCUUGCCCACACUGUCCUGCCCGGUUUCUCCACUCGUAUGACCUCAAAAACCACCUGUCCCUCCACAGCGGGGCGAGGCCCUUUGAGUGCCCGCUCUGCCACAAGGCAUUCGCCCGAGAGGACCACCUCCAGCGUCACCGCAAGGGACACAGCUGCCUGGAGCUCCGCACACGCCGGCCCCGACGUGGGCCUGAGCAUGGGGAGGAUCUGAGAGGGGAUGGGAGAGGGAGGGAGCAGUCCAACCCCCUGGAGGCUCUGUCUUUACAGGCUCACUCCUCUGUGUUCCUCCCUCCCACGAUGCUGGAUGGUGGGAGCGGGACCGGCCCUCCACUGAUGUUUCCAGGUGAUGUUGAGAGGGAGCGGUCGCUCGCCCUUCAGGCUUUGGCUCAUCUCGGGCCUCGCAGGCUGGCCAGCUACCCCGAGUUCUUCCUUCGAGGUCUGGAGCUGCGAGGGGACAGAGAGGCAGAGGGAGAAGAUCCAGGAGGAACCCACUCGCCGGCUCCACAGCGUGACCGAUGGCCAGACGAAGUGGAAGAGGAAAUUGGAGAGGAGGAAGCAGAGGAAGAGGAAUAGUGAAGUGUGUGUGUGUGUGUGAGAGAGAGAGUGUGUGUGGUAAAGCAUCCACAGUAAAAAAAAAAAAAAAAAAAAGAAAAAAUCUCACUCAGGUGGCUGGACUAAUGACCUGCUGCUCCCAUACAGAGAGCGCUUAAAAAAAAGAAACAACUAAAUGAUAAAAAAAGAAAAAAUGGAAAACGGGUUUACUCAGAUAUUUUAAAUGUUUGUCUUCUGGCUCUUGGCAUUUAAUUUCAUUUGUCUUUUGACUUUUACUUCUCAUUUGCUGUUUAUUUUUAAGUAUUUCAGGUUUGAGCUUUUUGAAUUUAUUUGAUUUUAUUUUUUUCAAGCUGGACUGUUGAGUGUGUGGUUACCAGGAUGCUUGUCACUAUGCAAACUAAAAAUCCAGAGCUGCGACUUAUAGGGAUAUUUGAAGAUGUAUAUUUUCAGUACAACAUAAAUAUAUUGAUUCAGGUGCAAUUCAGAAAUCAUAUUACCUAGAUCACAAGAAUGAGCUUGUGUGGCCACUGUCAUCUGGUGGUUAUCAGCGGAAAUGCAGUCUAAUCAAUCCGACUUGUUCUGUACAUUCUCAGCAAUAACGCUCUUUUGUCUUUUCUUGUUUGUGUGUUAGAAUCUUUGCUUUGAUUUGGUGCUUAAACCAAAGACUUUAGUUGAACUGUUUUCUUAAAUCUUAAGUUAACAGGAGAGGAGAGAGGUGAAUUGUAGCCAAUGUUGGGUUUUGAAGAGAAGACUCUUCCCAACUGUUUUGAUAGCCAUGAGAAAGAAUCUGUUUCCAUAUUUGAGUGUUCCAGAGCCGUAGAGCUCUGUGUUAAAUGCCUGACCAAAAGAGACAAAGUCUGGGUCGCUGAGUUGAUGUUGAUUAUGUUGAAGACAAUUCUUCUUUUCCCAAAGACUGUGGAUUUCAGUCUUCCAAUGCACUCGUUUGGGUUUUUUGUUUGAAAAAAAAAAAGAGAGAGAGAGAGAGAAAAGGGGCAAUUUGAGGGGAUUAAUGAAGUGACUUGCCCCCUUUUUUUUCUGUACUUAUUUAUUUAUUGUUAUUUAUUAUGACUCUUCUGCUGAAACUCUCUUGAGAGACCAAAUCCAGGGUGGGGCACAGAUCAUAGUCCACUUCUAGUCUAUGAGUCUAAUAAGAAGCAGCGCUGCGCUUAAAACUGAAACAUCUCCAUGUACCCAAACGCCUUUUACGGGCUGAGUGUCUUCUUUUGGUGAUUCUUCCUCGAAUGCAUUCUUUGCACAUUUAACCCCGUCAGGUACUGCAAUAAUUACAGGCACAUUCCAUCCUCCGGGGCUGAGAGAAGGGAACAGGAUAAAGAAGAAGUCAGGAGGAGGGUUUAAAACCUUCGAUGUAACUGGAACACAAAAUGACUUUGCUGUUUGAUAUUUUCAGCAUGCUUCUCUGUUGUUAAUUCAACAUGUAUAGUACUGUAUCACAUGUUAAUGCAUGGCAGUUCUUAUAGAUCGGCCACCGCUGUUUCUAAAGGGGCCAUUAUCUUUUGAGUUAAUCUAUCUUUGACCAAAAACCUUUUUAGCUUCAUGCUUCCCCUGGACCAGUGCAUUAAGGCCUUUUGCAGGGUGCAAUGCAAUCAUUACUGGCUUUAAGUGACAGCAGCUGUCGUUUUAUUUCCAGUUCUCUUAAAACCCAUGUAUUCAGUGUAGCAGUUGCGCUGGUCUGGCCUUGUGUGCACUAUCCCCUCCUUGUAGUGUAGUAAAUCUUUUUUUUUUUCUUUUUUUAAUUUCCGUUUUAUUUGCACUAUGAUAUAUGAGAGCUUCAAGCCUUUUUGUCUGACCUUUAAUAUCUCGUCCAUCAACUCACUCGGUAUGAAUUAAGAUUGUGAUUGAAAUUGACUAUACUUCUUUCAGACCCACAUACGUUGAAUACUCUUCCUCCUGCAUAAUGUACAGAGUUAUAGUCAAUAUAAUAUAUUGGGAUGAAGUUGCCUUAGAUUUUUUUGUGCUGCAACUAUUCUCAGGAAACCUUGAGCAAUGCACUAAGUGAUUAUACAAAAUAUAAAAUGGGAAGAAGCCGUUUGGUGCUGUUGGGUGACUGACACGCUUCAUGUAGGGGUAAGGCCAGUAGUUUAAAAAAAAAAAAAAAGAGAGAGAGAGAUUUUGUAAUGUACAUUUGACAUUUGAAAACCAAAUGAAUUGAACCUACUGUAAGAUAAAAACAAAAAAAGGGAGAUACUGGAGUCGAAAGUAAACUACUGGUCUCGCUAGAACCAGUCCUGCUGGUAUGGCAGUGUGGCAGUUGGUCCUACUCAUGAAGGGCGUUGGUGUUCCCAGUCAGAGAGCUUUGUGAAUGAAUGAGGGUUAACUGAUGCCAGCUGUGAAGUGUGUGUUUCUAUGUGAGCUGUUUGUUUUCUUGGCUUUGGUGAAGGGACAUGGGGUCCGGUCUGAGCAGAGACCCCGUUAUCAGGGAUACAUUUUUGUCUUUCAGUUUUUAGUGGAACCUUCUGUUUCGGUUAAUGUAAAGAAAAUAAAUAAAGAUCUCUAAGCUUGC
Messenger RNA from Scatophagus argus, 4633 nucleotides. RefSeq names its product zinc finger and BTB domain containing 7B (gene zbtb7b). Lineage: Eukaryota; Metazoa; Chordata; Actinopteri; Scatophagidae. Gene Ontology annotation, molecular function: DNA-binding transcription factor activity, RNA polymerase II-specific; protein binding; RNA polymerase II cis-regulatory region sequence-specific DNA binding. Gene Ontology annotation, biological process: regulation of transcription by RNA polymerase II; positive regulation of gene expression. The transcript has 4 exons. The record is from RefSeq and is a predicted model, not a curated record. Bases 328 to 2133 code for a protein of 601 amino acids.